This is a messenger RNA of Aphanomyces invadans, 861 nucleotides long. RefSeq lists its product as hypothetical. The record is from RefSeq and is a predicted model, not a curated record. Lineage: Eukaryota; Oomycota; Saprolegniomycetes; Saprolegniales; Verrucalvaceae. Bases 145 to 861 code for a protein of 238 amino acids. The transcript has a single exon.
CAAAUAUUUAUUUCAUUGACGGCAACUUUUAAACUCGAUGCGGGAUGCCGACAAAAUGGCUGAUUUGGCGGCAAUCCGUAGAGCUCCCGUGUCCGGAUAUUUCCUUGUCAUUCUUGCACACACCACUCUUGCGGCACUCCAAUCAUGUCGGAAUCGACCGACGACGUCCACGACACCCCUGAAAAGAAAUGGUGGACCGAAGAAGACGACAUCAUCCUGUUGACGCAAGUCAACAACGAUCGUCCUUUCACCAAGCGGCAGGCGACAAAGGCGUGGGAAGCGUUGGCCGUUGCCUUGCGCGACAUAGAGGACUUCACGAGGCCAGGGAUUGAUGGGAAGAAGGCGCAAAACCGAUUCCUUUUGCUCAUGCGGCAGCACAAGGCACGCAACGACAAGGCCGAACGUCUCUCGGGUGUGUCGGAGUCCGAGACAGAGAAGUCUCGUCUUCUUGACGACUUGGCGACGCUGUUCAAGGACGCGGCGAAGAAGCGCAGCACCGCAACGACAACCAUGGAGGCCGCAGAGAAGAUUGAACAAGUCAAGUACAUUCGAGAGCAGGCAAUGCAGCGUGGCCGCCGUCAUUCCACGUCUGAUUCAUCUGAUGUGGCUGAACCUGUUGUGUCUAGCAAGCGCAAGAUGAUAAUGGAUGCUCAAGAGAUGGAGGUUGCCCUCGAACGAGAGAAGCUGCAGUUUAAACGACUUAAAUUCGAACUUGAGCUAGAGGAGCGCGAGAAGGACCGAGCAGAACGCGAGAAAGAGCGCCUUGAGAGGCAAAAAAUUAGCGAAAUCGAAAACCGUCGCAACGAAGAAAUGAUGCAGAUCAUUAACCAUUUCAUUCAGCACUUGCAGAAGCAAACAUGA